Molecule: messenger RNA, 228 nt
Organism: Medioppia subpectinata
Lineage: Eukaryota; Metazoa; Arthropoda; Arachnida; Sarcoptiformes; Oppiidae
Source: the annotation of a GenBank genome assembly
AUGUUGACUUCAACGGCACGUAUGCAUGGAUUGACCCGAUUGUGGUCACCGGCGGCUGCGAUGGGCGUCCGCUGCGCCUCUACGACGAGUGGGCAAAAGUUUUCGGGCAAAAACAUUGUCCUCAUUGAUGGCGUGAGGACUCCAUUCAACCACUCGAACACCGAUUACAAGGAUCUCAUGGCUUACGAGCUUCAGACCAAAGCUAUUCUGUUAGUCCAAACAAUCUAG